Molecule: messenger RNA, 2954 nt
Organism: Centropristis striata (black sea bass)
Lineage: Eukaryota; Metazoa; Chordata; Actinopteri; Perciformes; Serranidae
Product: F-box only protein 15-like
Exons: 16
Coding region: 10-1929 (639 amino acids)
Cellular component (GO): membrane
Molecular function (GO): protein binding
Source: RefSeq, a predicted model, not a curated record
AGGUCCAAGAUGGCGGCCGGACGAGGCGAGUUCUACCGGAGCUUCUGGGAGAGUUACCUCCGGAGCCUGGAGAGGAGACCCGGCCAGCCGGCUCCCGGGAGACGGGCCCCGGGUCGCGGUAGGAGAAACCCGGGUCCUGGAGCAGCUCAGCCCGGGCCGGGUGGAGGAGAACCGGGCGGCAAGAGGAGGAGGAAGCCCGCACCGCGCAGACAUGAACCGACAACAAAGGGAAAUAAAACAACUUUUCACCAAACUUCUGCAUCCAGAGAGAACUUCAUGGAAAGGCUUCCUCCGGAGGUCCUGUUUCAGAUCCUGUCCUACCUGGACGCCUCGUCUCUGUCCUGCAUCAGCCACGUCAGCAAACUGCUCCACCGGCUCGCCAACGACAACGUCCUGUGGUAUAAGAUCUACAUGUUGGAGUUCGGGAGUCAGACGUGGAAGCCGAAGUCGCGGGCGGAGGGCGGCACGGCGCCGAGGGUCGACUCGCUGGAGACGCAGCCGUCUGAUUGGUCGGAGGGCCACUGGAAGAAGAUGUACUUCAGGGCCGACACUCGGCAGGAGAUGAACCAGUGCUGCACAACCAUGAAGGUCCUCAGCCCGUACACCGGCUUACCCAGACACACGGAGAGGGUCCUCAGGAAGCUGGAUGUGAGCUGGGAGCUGGGCCUGAGGACCCUCUGGGGCCAGCAGAUCUCUGUGGAGCACAGCAGGGUCUACUUCUUCGAGUCCUCCAUGAUCGUACGCUGGAGCGGAGCUCGCUUCCCCAGAUACCACCACCUCUCCAACAUCCAGCUGUACGGGGUCCGCAAGGAGACCCCCAGCAGGAGGCCCGGCUGGCGCUCCCUCAUCCUGAAGCUGGACACCAGGAGUCAGUUCAGUGGUUUUAUCGGCACCGACAGACUGGUCAGACUGAGACACCUCCGGCCUGGAUUCAUCGUCGGCACCUGGAGGGGUAACAGCUGUGUAGCCUUCAUCAUGGCCUGUCUGCACUUCCACAAGCUGGUGGAGAAAAGUCUGCUGGGCUCUCCGGUUUGCCCCUACUCUGUGCCUGCCAACCCUCCUCCUGUGGGUUAUUCAGACCCUGAGUUCGGUCUGCACGGCUACACGCUGCACUUUGUGCUGCACGGCACCGGCUCCCAGAUCAUGUCAGGACACUUCCAACACCUCACCUGUAGCACAGGUAAUCUGGCGCAGCACGGCCUGCUGGAGCUGAGGGUCAUCAACAGGAACGACCUGUCCCAGCACCGGUCUCUGUCCGGGAACAUCAAGCUGCCCUGGAAGGGCGGAGACCUGGAGGGAACAGUGGAGAUCAGUGGUUGCAUCAUCCUCGGCGUCUCCAUCUACCUGAAAGUCCACAAGGAUGGAAACUCGAUCACCAGCGAGUCUCUGCCGGGCGUCGACCUGAUGAUCGCCAUCGGAGUCAUCAUCAUGGUGCUCGGCUUCCUGGGCUGCUGCGGCGCCAUCAGAGAGAACCGCUGCCUCCUGCUGCUGUUCUUCAUCAGCCUCCUCAUCAUCUUCAUCCUCCUGCUGGCGGCCGGAAUCCUCGGAGCCGUCGGGGAGUCAAAGGUGAAGGACUGGGUGAAGGAGCGUCUGGAGAAGCUCCUCCCGUUGUCGGAUCAAAAACAGAAUGUGAGAGACGACCUGGAGAAGCUGCAGAAGGAGCUGAAGUGUUGUGGUCUGGUGAACGGGCCGUCAGACUGGACCGUCAUCCCCGCCUCCUGCCGCUGCAACGCCACCGAGACCGACUGCAAACCCUCCACCAACUACAGCACGCCCUGCUCUGAGAAAAUCAUCAGUCUGAUGCAGAAACACAUGGAGGUGGUGCUGGGGAUCGCCUUCGCCAUCGCCAUCCUGCUGAUCUUCGGCAUGGUCUUUUCCAUGAUUCUCUACUGUCAGAUCGGCAAGAAGGAGGGCCCCACCCCGGCCUGAGGGCCAACACGUGGCCCCACCCCGGCCUGAGGGCCAACAUGGGGCCCCACCCCGGCCUGAGGGCCAACACGUGGCCCCACCCCCGCCUGAGGGCCAACACGUGGCCCCGCCCCUCGCUGCCAGCCAGCAGUGCCCCAAUGACCCAUGUAACAUCAAUGCUACUGUAACCUGACGUGUGCUUUUAUUGUGGAGGAACACGCUGAUAAUUUGGUUAAACUACCACAUUAAUACAUAACCUCUGUGUAAUAUAUGGAGUCUCAAGACACAAUUUAAAUAUUUAAGCAAAUUUGAGUGUGAAAAUGCAACAUAAGGUAAAAUAAAUGGGUUUUUACUUUUGUAUUUUUCAAAUUAAUCAGAGUGUUCCUUUAACUUUACAGAAAACCUGUGAUAAUUAUUAUUUUAUGAUUUUUUUAAAACUCAAGUCUAAAGUCUGUUUUUUCUGUUCACAUUGCGGGCUAAAAAAAAUAAAAAAUGGAAGCCCAUUACUGCCUCAUAAAUACGAGGUUAAGUAUUAUUUAAUUAUUCACACAUUCUUAAAAGAAAAUAAACUUGUGAUUCUUUUCUGUGUUCUGGUUGAAAUCAAACUUAUUGCUAAAUUGAAGUGUUGAAUCAAAGUUUUGAGAUGAUAUAGUUUUAUUUUUUAUGGUUAUUUUGCAGGAGUGGGCUUCCAUAUUUGUGUCCAGAUAUACACUGCUGUAGCUGUCUGUCACGUCUGCUGCCAUAUGUUAAAAAUAUGUCAAAAUAAUCCUCAGGAAAUUUAAAGUUGUGGUGUAACUCCAUCAGAAGUAAAACAUCUAUAAAUAAAUCAUACUCAGCCUUGAAAUUCACAUCUUUGACCACGUUGUUCUAUAACUCAUGAGCGUCUGAUUGUAAAAGUGUCUUGUAACUGUUUUUCUUUUCUUUUUUUUACUGGCACUGUCUGAACACUGUAAGGAUGUUAUUUGUUUCUGUCACCUGACUGAGUUCAGUUUGGGGACGUGAAGUGUCAUAUUAUACAAGAAGGGAAAUAAAAACUAGAGUGAAUU